AUCAGAGCCUGUAUAAUGUCCUACUGCCUGCUCUAUAGAGAUUACCACAUACAGCUAUUACUACAUACAACUCUUGUCUUUCAGAAUGAAAAUGGCAGACAUCAAAACAUCUCAAGGCUGCUGCAGCUGCUUUUGGAGACAAACAGGAUGUGGAUGACAAACGUCGUAGCUCUUUGUCUACUGGCCCUCGUGGCCUCUGCAGAGGACAAGAAAUUGAGCAGCCAUGCCACCAUGCUGGCUGAUAACAGCGCCAAUCUGGCCUUCAGCCUCUACCACAACAUGGCAAAGGAGAAAGGCACAGAGAACAUCCUGAUCUCUCCUGUGGUGGUGGCCUCGUCUCUGGGCAUGGUGGCUCUUGGUGCAAAGGCCUCCACUGCCUCCCAGGUCAAAACUGUCCUCAGUGCGGACAAACUGAAGGAUGAGCAUCUGCACUCAGGCCUGUCCGAGCUUCUCUCUGAGGUGAGCGAUGCCAAGACACGCAACACCACCUGGAAGAUCAACAACCGCCUCUACGGCCCCAGCUCAGUCUCCUUUGCUGACGAGUUUGUGAAGACAAGCAAGAAGCACUACAACUACGACCAUUCAAAAAUAAACUUCAGAGACAAGAGGAGCGCGGUGAACUCCAUCAACGAGUGGGCAGCCAAGUCUACAGAUGGCAAGUUGCCUGAGAUCACCAAGGAUGUGCAGAACCCAGAUGGCGCCAUGAUUGUCAAUGCUAUGUUCUUCAAGCCUCACUGGAAUGAGAAAUUUCAUGAUAAAAUGGUGGAUACACGUGGUUUCCUAGUUACCCGCUCAUUCACGGUUGGAGUUCCCAUGAUGCAUCGUACAGGUCUGUACGACUUCUAUGAGGACAAAGAGAACCGUAUCUUUGUGCUGAGCAUGCCUCUGGGCCAGAAGCAGGCCUCUAUGAUCUUUAUCAUGCCCUACCACCUGGAGCCCCUGGACCGCCUGGAGAAACUCCUGACCAGGAAGCAGGUGGAAACCUGGAUCAGCAAGCUGGAGACCAAGGCUGUAGCCAUUUCCCUCCCCAAAAUUGCAUUGGAAGUCAGCCACAACCUGCAGAAACAUCUGGCUGAGUUGGGCCUGACUGAGGCCAUGGACAAAGCCAAGGCUGACUUGUCCAAUAUCUCUGGAAAGAAAGACCUUUACUUGUCAAAUGUCUUCCAUGCAUCAGCCUUGGAGCUGGAUGUUGGAGGAAACCCAUUCGACGCCAACAUCUAUGGCUCUGAGAAGCUGAGGAACCCCCAACUUUUCUAUGUAGACCACCCCUUCAUUUUCCUAGUGAAGGACAACAAGACCAACUCCAUCCUGUACAUCGGCAGAGUGGUUAGACCUAAAGGAGACAAGAUGCGUGAUGAGCUAUAAUGUUAAUGUUGUAAAUUGUGGUGGAUAAUUUUGUCCUUUGUGAAAUGAUGGCAGGAAUCUAUGUGUAUUUUGGUAUGACUGUUACCUCAUGAGCACAUUCCAAUAGGACCUGUGGACUGAGCUCGCUAUUUUAUGACACACUAAACCUUCCCAGGGAACAUUCUUUAUAAAUGUUAGGUCUCAGCCUUAAAUCCCCUUCCAAUAAUGAUUGAUCUCAAUUACAAAUAUGCGCCUCACUUGAGAUCUCCAUGAACAAACAGCAGACGACAUGCUUAUAUUAAGUAAGUUUUCAUUACACCUUGUUUCUGAUGAUCCGUGUGCGUUUUCUUGCAUCAUCUUUAAUGUUUAAAGAAAAAAAGAUCUUUGCACAAGCUUGUCUUACAACUGUGUCACUCAUUCCCUUCACAUGCUCAAUUUUUUUUCCUUUAUAUUGCAUCCAGUCUGCACUGAAAUGUUCCUCUGCACGAGCUGAGCCUGCAGAGGAAAGAUGGCAAAUGUCUGGUGCUUAAUUUACGCUCACCAACCAUGCUGUGCCACUUUUUCGCUGUAGGUAUUUUCCACAGAGAAGCUCUUGAAUUGUGAGAUUGUGAAAUAAUGUGUUCAUUUUUCAAUAAAAAAUAACUGAAAGAA
Molecule: messenger RNA, 1995 nt
Organism: Plectropomus leopardus (leopard coralgrouper)
Lineage: Eukaryota; Metazoa; Chordata; Actinopteri; Perciformes; Serranidae
Gene: serpinh1b
Product: serpin peptidase inhibitor, clade H (heat shock protein 47), member 1b
Biological process (GO): collagen fibril organization; negative regulation of endopeptidase activity
Cellular component (GO): endoplasmic reticulum
Molecular function (GO): serine-type endopeptidase inhibitor activity
Source: RefSeq, a predicted model, not a curated record